Molecule: messenger RNA, 1893 nt
Organism: Ostreococcus tauri
Lineage: Eukaryota; Viridiplantae; Chlorophyta; Mamiellophyceae; Mamiellales; Bathycoccaceae
Product: SET domain
Exons: 1
Coding region: 1-1893 (630 amino acids)
Cellular component (GO): nucleus
Molecular function (GO): protein binding
Source: RefSeq, a predicted model, not a curated record
AUGGUGCCAUUACGCGCGGUCGUCGACGAGACGUCGAGCUCGGGAGAGGACGCGCGCGCGAGAGCGGGGCUCGAACGCGCGCUCGGGUUCACGGAUGGACGCGAGGCGCUCGAGAGCGACUCUCCGGGCCUCGGACGACGCGCCCGGUCGAGGCGAUCGCGACGGAGUGGAGACCAGACGGACGCGACGUUCGAUGAAGAGGCGUGGAUCGGGAGGUUUGGGGUGGUCAAACGGAGCGCGGGGAUUGGGAAGACGGUUCCGAGGCGCGCGGGGGAAACGGAGCGAAGAGCGGAGAGCGGGAGCGGAAGGAUCGGUUUAGAGGCAUCGACCGGGGUGAAUGCGUGCGAAGUGUUGAUUAAAGAGCGCGUGACGGCGAUCGAGGGGACUUUCCGCUCGCAAGGGUCGUGUUUAGCGCAACUGAUGGGAAGGUUACGGGCGCGGCGAGAGACGCACGCGAGUCGCGCGCCGGCUCCGUCCAGGAAGGUUGCGGCGGCGCUUCUGGGGGAUCGGGACGACGCGGAAGAGAUUCUGGCGUUCGGAGAUAAGAUUGGUGUGGAUGAUCCAGAGGGUUGGUUGGAGUUUGCGGCGUAUGUAAAGUAUAACGCGGUGACGCGUACGAGCCGACCGGCGGCUCGGUCGCCGAACGGCGUAGGCGACAGUGCCGGGUACGUGCAGUGUUCCAUGGUGAUGUUCGAUGCGAUCGGCGCUUGUAAUCACUCGUGCGAUCCAAACGCCGAGGUGAGCGCGAUUUCGGACCAGGGUGAGGUGACGCUCUACUCGUUGAGACCGAUAGCGGCGGGCGAGGAGAUCACGAUAUGUUAUGGCAAACCAUCGCUCAGAUGGCUUCCCGCUCGAUGUCGGCGACGGAGUUUACUCAAGGAAUGGCAUUUCGAGUGUCAGUGUGAAAAGUGCAAGGCGGAAAUUAGAUCGGGUCUGGCGGUGCACAAACCGAUGUCGAAGCCGUGGGAUAUUCACGAUCCGCGUUGGUUUUAUUGCACGCACGACUACACGACUGGCUUUGAGACGCACUUCGAUGCGGAGGGAAAUUUGCUCGCUCUCUCGAGCAAGCCGCGAGUGGUUAGAAAUGGAUCCCUCAGUGAAAUGGGGGAUUCGACGUCCGGAUCGAGAACCGACCUCGUGAGUGAAGAGUUUGGGAACAAAUUGCGGCUCGGCAGCGCAAGCGUGCUCGGCGAUGACGACUACAGUAGCAGCGGAUUUUCAUCUUCGGCAAUAAGUGGAGUGGUAACGAGCUCGUCCGAUAGCUCAGUCACCAUAAACGAAGAUGAACACGUCACGAGCGGGGGAAGCGAAGACGAGGAAGUUAUGCGCUGGCACGAGCGUUGGAGAAAGCAACGCAUGAAGACAUACAGCGUGAAAAACGUUGGCGUGUACACCCCGCUUCAGCUUUACCGUGCUAUGCAGCGGUGCCAAAUUCGUCAGGAUCACUGGCAAUUUCUCGUCGUUCGAGACGCGCUGAUCACGCAGAUCAUCAGCGAUGCAGCUACUCGAGGCGGGACGGCCCAGCGACCGGCCUGCCCGACACUCAGUGCCGAGACGAACAUGAACGGCAAGCUGCUCGCCUUCAAGCUCGUGCUGAAUCACUGUCGAAGCUUAGUACGCAUCGUACCGAAUUCGUCAAAUUUCGUCGAGCGCUUCAUCACGCUCGAAAAUAUGAUUUACUGGCACAGCACGGAAGGGACGUGGUAUCGACAACGUCGCCACGCGCGCGCGGGAGAUCGGAAGAAAUCCCCCAAAGGCGUUGAUGUUGAUUUUUUCGACCUCCCCGAGCGGAGUCGAUGGUUGUUCAGGUUACAGAACCUUCGCGACGCCGCGCACGCCGACGUCUUGGCGUGGAACACAACCUUCUGUAAGUCCCCGGCCGCGCCCUUCUGA